CCCCCCCCCCCCCCCCGCCAUUACAAACCAUGACCGCGGUCCAGUUUUCCCGGCGGCUCUUUUCCCAGUCUCCCCCUCUUUUGCCUUGGACCUCGGGCCCCACCUUCGCAGCAAGAACCUUUGCUUCCAGACGUGCUGCCAUCCAGGAAAAUAACCAGGUGGCCAGUCAGUCCGACGAGGAGUUCACGGCGGCCAGAGAAUGGCUGGCCGCCUUCCAUAACAAUACCAUCCCGCGUCAUAUCGGCGAAAUUUCGUUCAGUCGGUCAGGUGGUCCCGGGGGCCAGAAUGUAAACAAGGUGAACUCCAAGGCGACCCUCAAGGUACCGCUCCAAUCGCUAUUGCCGCUAGUGCCGGCCAUUUUGCAUCCGCUACUGCGGUCAUCCCGCUAUCACGCAGAGAGAACCCAGAGCCUGGUCAUACAAUCCGAGGAGUCGCGGAAACAGACCGCCAACGUGGAGUCCUGCUAUGAAAAGCUCCACCUGCUGCUCAAAAGUACCGCCCAGGAGGUGAUUCCCGGGGAGACUUCGCGGGAGCAACGCGAUCGCGUGCAUAAAUUAAAAAAGGCUGAAAAUGAGGCAAGAAUCAAGACGAAAAAGCUGCACAGCAGCAAAAAAAGUAGCCGACGGGGUGGUGGUAAAUAUGACGAAUGAUUUGAGAUGCUAACUUUUCUUGGUCUAUACCCACGAAGACUCUUUGGAGUCUUCUGUUUCUGUCCAUUAAUAAUAAGAUGGUGCCCCCCCGAUGAACGCCCUUUUUUGAUGAGAUGCCUAGUAAACCGCCCUACUGCUGAAGAACCUGCUCCGCCUUCUGAAUGGUGGCAGCCAGGACCAUCCGCAAGGACGGGUCGAGGUCUUCCGUCUUCUCCAAUGGUUGCAGCCAGUUGAUGACCUCUCUGGCAAUCUUGGGCUGGUCCCGGUGGUCCCUCAGGCGAGUCAAGGAUGUACCCAGAGCACGCGGGAAUUCGGGGGAAGUGACGCGGAAGCCAGCAGUAGGCAGCUUGAUAUAGCAGAAUUGCGUGUGGUGACUGUUGGGCUUGGAUUCUUGCAUCGCCGCAACGACGUGUUCCAGAAUCUUGGGAAUGCAUGGCACAUCUUCGAACUCGAAGGCCAUAUCGUAG
Messenger RNA from Aspergillus steynii IBT 23096, 1117 nucleotides. RefSeq names its product peptidyl-tRNA hydrolase domain protein. Gene Ontology annotation, molecular function: translation release factor activity. Gene Ontology annotation, cellular component: mitochondrial large ribosomal subunit. Gene Ontology annotation, biological process: mitochondrial translational termination. The record is from RefSeq and is a predicted model, not a curated record. The transcript has 3 exons. Bases 30 to 650 code for a protein of 206 amino acids. NCBI's taxonomy places the organism in Eukaryota, Fungi, Ascomycota, Eurotiomycetes, Eurotiales, Aspergillaceae.